GGUUCGAAACCUGAAAAAAAUAAAACAAUUGGUUCCUUAUUUUUAAAAGAUCAAAACAAUAAUCAAAAGUUACGCAGGGUUGCUUCUGCUCCCAAUACUAAAGCUUUGAACGAUGCCAAUCUUGGAAAUUCGCAAUAUCAAUUUUACGGAAAUUCCAACGAGAAUAAUAACGUAAAAUUGUCUGUUCCAGUUAGGCCUGUAUCUGAAAUAAAACGGUCUGGGACUUUCAAACGAACUUAUUCGUCAAAUUCGAUCAAGAUCAAGAGGGUUGAAGUCGGUCCUAGUAGUUUCCAGAAGAUUAAAUUAUUGGGAAAGGGUGAUGUUGGAAAAGUGUACUUAGUAAGAGAGAAAAAGACAGGCAAACUUUAUGCAAUGAAAGUUUUAUCAAAAAAGGAAAUGAUCAAGCGAAACAAAAUCAAACGUGCGCUUGCUGAACAGGAAAUUCUGGCUACAUCAAAUCAUCCAUUUAUUGUCACACUAUAUCAUUCUUUCCAAAGUGUAGACUAUUUAUAUUUAUGCAUGGAAUACUGCAUGGGAGGAGAAUUCUUUCGUGCAUUGCAAACACGGCCAGGGAAAUGCUUACCGGAAGAAGAUGCAAAGUUUUAUGCUGCUGAAGUAAUUGCUGCAUUAGAAUAUUUGCACUUAAUGGGUUUUAUUUAUCGUGAUUUGAAACCUGAAAAUUUUGAUCUUUCAAAACAAUCCCAUCCAGCAAAUAUGCCGGGAAUUGUUAAAAAUAGCUCUGGAAAUUCUCCGCCAACAAUAGAUACAAAAUCAUGUAUUGCUCAUCUUCGAACAAAUUCUUUUGUUGGAACUGAGGAGUACAUUGCUCCAGAAGUGAUUAAAGGCUGUGGGCACACAAGUGCUGUUGACUGGUGGACACUUGGGAUCCUAAUAUACGAAAUGCUGUACGGAUUCACUCCUUUUAAAGGUCAGAAUCGAAAUGCUACUUUUUCUAAUAUAUUGAAAAAUGAUGUAUGUUUUCCGGAAACAGGGGGGGCACAAACGGUAACAAGUCUUUGUAAAGGAUUAAUCCGUAAAUUGCUGUGUAAGGAUGAAAAUCGACGACUUGGAUCUAAAGCUGGUGCAUCUGAUGUUAAAGCACAUCCUUUCUUUAAGAGCACGCAAUGGGCUUUACUGAGGCAUGCAACUCCGCCAAUUGUACCUCAACAAAGUUUCGGUACUGAUGCUAUAAACUUCCGGAAUAUUCAAGAAAGCGUUAGUUUAGAUAUGGAAGGGGAGAAAGUCGUGGUUAAUGUUAGUG
Molecule: messenger RNA, 1261 nt
Organism: Racocetra persica
Lineage: Eukaryota; Fungi; Glomeromycota; Glomeromycetes; Diversisporales; Gigasporaceae
Source: the annotation of a GenBank genome assembly